AUGCCUAAUUUGUGCAACAACACCACCAAAUACUCCUUUAAGAUAGAAUUUGAUAUAUUUGUGAAUAUACUAAUUUGGCCAUUCAGUACAAUUAUUCUCAUAAACUAUCCUCUCCUUUCUAACUCAUCAAUUAUCUAUCUCCUCUCUCUCUCUAAAAGAAGUAGAAAUGACAACAAUAAAGCCAAGGAGCUAAAGGAAAAAGUAGACGUAAUAACCGGUGGCAAAGCGGGAUCGGCGAAUGCUCUGCAAAACUCUUUGCUCACCAUCGCCGCCAUCCAAGACGACCUCGGUCAUGCAUCGUAUGCCACCGUGCUUGGCUGGACCAACUCCUUCUAUGUCCACUGCGAUGUCACAGACGAAUCCCAAGUCCAAGAUGCGGUUGAAGCUGCAGUCAAAACCUUCGGCAAGCUCGACAUCAUGAUGAACAACGCCGGCAUAGCUGGCCCCAUCAAGCCUGGAAUCAUCGACAACGACGUGCAUGACUUUGAACGUGUCCUUAGUGUCAAAGUCACUAGUGUUUUCUUCGGCAUCAAACACGCGGUGCAGGCAAUGAUCCCAGCUAAAACCAGCUUGAUUAUAUCAACAGGGAACGUGGCAUCAAAUAUGGGCGGUGCGGCGUCGCACGCUUACACAUGCUCGAAGCAUGCGGUAGUGGGGUUGAUGAAGAACGCGGCAGGAGAGUUGGGGCAGUUUGGGAUUAGGGUGAAUUGUUUAUCUUCGUAUGGGUUGAUGACGGGGAUGGUGAGGAAGUUGGAUGAGAUGCAGGUUGAGAUGAUUAUACCGACAAGCAAGUGAUCACGAAAGUAGGUAUGUGAGUGGCCAUAAUUUGUUGAUUGAUGGAGGUAUUAGUAUUGUUAAUCCUAAUAUCCAAAUUUUUCAAUACCCUCAAAAUUAGGUGCUUGUUGGUCCGAAGGUAAUAUUAUUAGAAGAAGCUAUGAGUAGUUUAUUUAUUAGAAAAGAUAGAUUUCUAAAUCUUUAUCCAAUGGUUCAAUAUUAUUGUGUUUUUCUCUUAAUUGCUUUUUGUGUACACUAUGAACUUUAAUUUUAUGUAAUAAAUGAAGCUGUAUCAAAGAAAUAACUAUAACGAUAGAUUUUUUUGAGUAAAACUUGGAUGUGGGCAGGUGUCACCCAGCACUUGCAUCCAGCCUCUUCCUCAGUUUUCUUUAAUUUUCUUCUUCAUCAUUUUUUUUAUUCCUUCAACAAUCUCCGAAUCGUUCUUUGUUCUUAUUCUCCUCGUUUUUUCUCUAAUAUAAUCUUUAGGGAUUAUUCCUUUCCCAAUCUCCACUCCAUAUAGCCCUUUAUCCUCAUCAUCAAUUUUUGCAUUUAACCUCUCCUCUUCACCAUGAACUUGCAAAUCUAAAAGAGUACUCCAAGGACCAAUGUGCUCUUGUUGGAGAUGGGUAAAAGAUUUGAUGGUUUUGGCUGUCAUAGUUCUUAUUAGAAGUAAAACUGUCUGUUAAUAGUUAGCUUCUGUUUAGUUACAAAUCAGUUUCUUUUUUUGUUACAACUACCUUUGUAAAUAAUUCUACAAAUAUGACUGUUGAUGAAUGAAUAAAAUGAGUGAAAGUAUUCAACCCAA
Cucumis sativus (cucumber) is the source of this 1579-nucleotide messenger RNA. Its product is annotated as secoisolariciresinol dehydrogenase-like. Gene Ontology annotation, molecular function: oxidoreductase activity. The record is from RefSeq and is a predicted model, not a curated record. The transcript has 3 exons. The coding region runs from base 1 to 795 and encodes 264 amino acids. NCBI's taxonomy places the organism in Eukaryota, Viridiplantae, Streptophyta, Magnoliopsida, Cucurbitales, Cucurbitaceae.